This is a messenger RNA of Porites lobata, 15267 nucleotides long. The record is from the annotation of a GenBank genome assembly. NCBI's taxonomy places the organism in Eukaryota, Metazoa, Cnidaria, Anthozoa, Scleractinia, Poritidae.
UCAAGUAGAGUGAAAAUCUUUACAUUUUAGUGGAAAGUAAAUAUGGUGAAGACGAAAGUGCCUCAGGAAAAGAACAUUCAAGUGGUCGUACGGUGUCGGUGAGUUGCACACAAAGACGAUGGCCGUGAUAAAUUUUGCUACGUUUUUCUCUUCUGUCAAUCGUGCGAUCGAUUGAGCAAGAAAAGAGCUUAAGUUUAGAAUAUUUAUGAUUUUAGUCAUUCAAUUGCGUAUCAUUUCUAACUUUUCGGCGGGAUGUACAGAGGGUUACAGUAGGGAUAGUUUUAUUGGAAUGUCGUUUUAUGACCGGCGAUAUGAGACAAAAAUUAAAUAUGGCGAGUCAAUCUUUUAGUGCGAAAAAUAUUGCGACCUUCAUCUGAGAACUCAAUUUGUGAAGAAACGCUGAUCUAUGAAUGGUAAUGUAGUAUUCUUUAUUAUUUCAUUUAAGACGUGCCUCAUGUGCAGUUAUGAAAGUGUGGUAAUCUGUUAUCUCAAACCAUAUGUACCUGCAAUGAUUCAUGUGAUAUGCAUCCAUAUUCCUGUCAUGAUAUAAACUUUGCAGGGUGUUAUGCCACUUAAUGACAUACUGUACACUGUAAACCUCAUUUGUGAUUUCUUGUAUUUUCCUUGACGUAAGACCAAACUAUAAAGUUUGCUUUUAUUUUCUAGACCUCGUAAUUCAAAAGAAAUCAAAGAAGGCUCGCCAUCUGUGGUCAAAUGCCAGCCAUCCAAACGGGAAAUUGUUGUUAAACAUGACAUUGGUAACACCACUUCUGUGUCAACAACAACAAAAACAUUCACAUUUGAUCGAGUAUUUGCCCCUGAAACUAAACAGAUUGAUGUUUAUCGCUCUGUUGUGGUGCCAAUUUUGGAUGAAGUUUUGAUGGGAUACAACUGUACAAUCUUUGCGUAAGUAUGAAAGAAUUACUAAGACAGCAGCUUCUACAUGUAAAUUAUGUCAUGUUGCAGGGCUGUGCAGUCAUGCUCAUGACCUUAAUUAACUGCCUGUGAUUUGACAGCAUUCAUGUGUUAUGAAUGUUGUCAACAAAUACUGUUCUUAAUACUGUAUAGAAGGGGGGGCCUAAUCACUGUGACCAGCCAAUCCCUAGACAGUAAUUAAUUGAUUCCAUGGCUGGCGAUCCCCAUGCAUUUGUGAUUCUGUACCACAUCAUUUAUAUCACUCAACAAAAGUAGCAGCAAUAACAUCUUUCGUGUUAUCAUAGCUAUGGCCAGACAGGAACAGGUAAAACAUACACGAUGGAAGGAGAGAGAAGUCAGGAAGAUUGCUCUUGGGAGGAGGUAUGUGAUUUGACUGUGAAAUCGUCACCACAUCUGGACUUCAAAACCUGGCUUUCUUUAUCUCUAAAGUGUUGUUAAUUUUUACCGUUGUUUACCUUAGGAUCCUUCAGCCGGAAUAAUUCCACGCACUAUGCAUCAGUUGUUGGAAAAACUCAACAGUCAAACAGUGAGUUUAUUUAUCAAGUUACACACCUACAUAUGGUAGUGAAAAUGCUGAAAGAAUCAUGGCAGCUUGGAGAUGAAAGCAAAAUGAUAAAAAAAUUGUUGGAACCUGCAUGCAGCCUUGUUAUUAGUUCAUCCUUCCACUUCGAGCCUCCAGCUCUGACAAAAUAGAUUUUACCAUGAAUCCUGUUGCUGAGGACUACUGAAACAUUAAAAGGAGUCACUGAACAAAAUGAAUGAUUUUGGCUACAUUUAGGUCAUAAGGGCUCAGUUAUGAUGAUGCUCGUGGCUCUCUUUUCUUUAGGGCUUUGUGUGCUUGUUAAAAAUAAUUAUUGUAGGUUAAAUUUAAGUGUACUAUUAUUUAGACAGGUAAUAAUUAUAAUAAUAUUGAUGUUAAUUUGUGUUUCAGGAUUGUGAAUUCUCUGUCAGAGUGUCAUUUUUAGAAAUUUACAAUGAAGAGCUCUUUGAUUUACUGAGCCCAAGUUUGGACAGUCAAAAAAUGCGUCUUUUUGAGGAUUCCACUCGCAAGGUAAGACUUCAGGAACAAUGAUCAAAGACUAGGGCUUUCCAAAAAUAAUUCACCUGCAAGAGCCUACAGUUGUUCAAACACCAGUCAGCCCAGCCUCUGAUCCUGACAUACAUGUAACAGCAAGCGUAUGAGUUGUCAUUGCAACCAAUCCCAGAUAAUUAUUGUCAGUGCCAAUAUUGUUCUUCUAAUAAUUUGGGGCAACAAAAGCUGUGUCCGAUUGUAUUGCAUUUGCAUUUGGGCUGAUGGAUUGUGUGCUUUUCUAGCCCAACGGGCAAGUGAAAGUUUUUGGGGAAAUUUCAAACAGCCACAUAGAAUUUCAGUUAAAAGUUACUCAAUUCUGGUAAAAACCUGUAAACGAAAAAUCUCGCGCUAGUACAUGCUAGUUACAAGUUGCCCGAAGGGCGGGCUGUUAAAUAAAAAAUGGUUUUCGUUGCACCCUGAUUUGGGUUGCAUUUUAGUUUAUAGUUUGGUUCUUUUUGGCCAGAUAAAGAUCAGAAAACAGCUAAACUAACUUGAGUUAAAAGGCAUUUUUUGGCAAAAUUUCAGGUGGUGUGAAUGGUAAAAGACAAAUUGCAGGUUACUCUUGUCCUUUUUGUUCUCAUGGGUCUGAGUACUCCAUCCAGGCUAAACAUUAAUGCUGUUAGUGUGCAUUCUAGGGUUCAGUCGUCAUACAAGGACUAGAGGAACUGGUGGUCCAUGAUAAAGAUGAUGUGUACAAUAUUCUUGAGAGAGGCCGAGCUAAGAGGCAGACGGCUGCCACUCUAAUGAAUGCACAUUCUAGGUAAAGUAACGAUAAUGAGGGAUGGAAUGUGUUAAACUCACCAAUGUAUAGUUUAGGUGUGUGGUCAUACUGAGACAGCUGCAAGCGAGUGUGGAAGGUAACAAUUUUUUUGGCAUUACAAUCCUGUGAGAGGCAACCAAUAGGUACCAUUACACUUCACCCUGUUCUUGCCUCCCCCCCCCGCCGGAGCCUGGUCCCACCAAAGCUACUGUGACACGGAGGUUCUCGGUGGAGAGAAUUGCAGAUACUUUUACAAUGGAAAUCUAGAAGGAAGAGGGGACUGGUAGCAAAAACAGCUAAUAAAAGUGACUCAUGAACAUCAAGGCAACAUAAUUGAAAUGAUUGACCUCAACAAAAGCACUGUCAGUAAAAUUACAGGAGCCCUGCUGCUGCAAACGCCCAAAGACCACCCCACAUACGAUUAGUGAUGGAGACCGCCAGCCAGCAGUGUCUCUCGUUUAACCUCUCCUAAAUUACAUUUUAUAUAGCCACAUCAUACAGUAAAACUGAAUUUCUUUAAGGUGAACCUACUCAGUUAUAAUUUAUGUGCACUGCAGCAGACCAUACACAAAAUAAUCUGUUGUGUCUUUUUUUUCAGUCGUUCUCAUUCACUGUUCUCAGUGACCAUUCACAUCAAAGAGAAUUCUGUCAGUGGUGAAGAACUAUUGAAAAUUGGCAAAUUGAAUUUGGUAAGCCUUGAUUGCGCUACUUUAUAUGCAGAAUUAAAUUCUAACCUAAUAGAUGUUUGUUAUUAUAAAUUACUUUUACAUGUACACCGUAGCUUACUUUUGUGCAAGAUUAAAUAUAUCAAUACCGCAACUUUCUCUUAAAAUAACUGGAUACUUAAUUAGAAAAAUCAAAAGUCUUUGACACUAUCUUGCUACUCUGCAAAAGAGAAAGAGAAGUUGUAGAAAAAACAUGGAUAAGAAUAGGACUUUGAGCAGAAUAGAUUUUACUCUAAUCCUACAGAGUACACUUGCAACUUGUUUGUCAUUUUGUUCAGGUGGAUUUAGCAGGAAGUGAGAACGUUGGCCGAUCAGGUGCUGUGGACAAACGACUCAGAGAAGCUGGUAGGAAAUUGUUUUAUCAAGAUUUUAUGAAUAGCUUGUUGAUAUAUUUAAUUUUUCAUCAUAUAACUCAGAGAGCUGCUGUGAAAGAGAUUGAGUCAUUGAGGCAAAAAACUGAAACUACAUUGGGUAUGUUAUAGUGCAGAGUCUUUAGCAAAGAGAUUUGUUUUUUUACAUGAAUUUAUUGACAGGCACAAUCAAUCAGAGUUUGCUGACGCUUGGAAGAGUGAUCACAUCACUAGUAGAAAGAGCGCCUCACAUACCUUACAGGUACUCUCUACAUGCAUGUAAACUUUAAUUCAAUACUAUCAAUUUUAUAAGCAUAAAAAUAAAUGAAUAAAUAAACUAGACAGUGCUCUUGCAAGCAUUUGUUCUAAGUGUUGAAAUUAUAAUGAGCCAUUUGAAAAACAGCAAGUUUUAAGCAUGGAUCCAGAUGUUAUCUGUGAUUUCAAACUCACUAACUGCCUUAUAGCGUAUUUAAAGAUUUCAAUGUUUAUUAUUAUUUAACUGAUUAGAAAAAAAAAAUUCAUUAAAUGAUAAUUUGUUGAAUUUAACAAAUUUGAUGUUACCUUUUAAUUACAGAGAAAGUAAACUUACCCGGCUGCUGCAAGAUUCUCUUGGAGGACGAACAAAGACCUCAAUAAUUGCCACCAUCUCACCAGCCCUUUGUAACUUGGAGGUGCGCUACAGAAUUAGCUUCUAAGUUAUGAAAUUGUCUUUUUUCACAAUACUUUAAGUUGCAUGAUUCAUAUGUAGUGUCAUUGUUGUAGUAAAAUUCUGACUAACUGUUUUGGGUUUAUGUGUUAUUAUUACAGGAAACACUCAGCACUCUUGACUAUGCUCAUAGGGCAAAGAACAUCUUAAAUAGACCUGAAGUCAACCAGAAGCUAACCAAGAAAACUCUGAUCAAGGUAAACCAUGAUCUUCUGUCAAUUCAUUGGUCUCACAGUCAGGACAAAAAAACCUCUCAGCUGAUACAAAAUCCUCUGAAAUAAACCUUGUGACAGUUACUUCUUUACCUGCACAACGUAAAUUAUUAAUAAAAUAAAUACAGUCAUUAACUUACAUAUACUGUAGUGAUAAUCGACGCUAUCAUGAAGGCACUAUCAUUCGUUCACAUUUAUUUUGUUUUUUGUUUUGACCAUGAAAUGGAAUGCAGUGAUUCUCAAAAUAAUAUAAAAUACCAUUAUUAAGUCAUGUCAUGUCUAAUAUAUACCCUCUUGAGGGACUAUUUACAAUGUGAUCAGGGCUGCCACUGCCCUGUGUGAUAUUUAAACCCCCUUUUUUAUGAAAACCACACCUAACAUAACCAUAAUCAGUAGAUUCAUUUUCCCAUUUUUGGCACUGAUAUAUCAGUGGAAUGUAAUGAUGAGAUAGAUAUUAUUUUUGGAUUUCAGGAGUACACUGAAGAAAUUGAGAAGCUUAAAAAGGACCUCUUGGCUGCAAGAGAGAAAAAUGGCAUUUAUAUUGCAGAGGAAAAUUACCAGUAUGUUUACUUUAAUCAAUGGGUUUAUGACAAUACAUUAGACGGUAUUAUUUUUAGUAAGUCACCAUCUCUCCAAAGCAGACAACAUCAGAGCAGGGCUGCGAAUAUUUUUUUUUCUUGAAAGGACAUCAUGUCCUACUAAGACACCACCUGGAUCGGAUAAAACAAAAUUUUGGUCGGACAUCACCACAAAAAAGGUUUGAACAAAAGCAUCAUGCCACCUUUUGGGUAAAAUAGAAGACAUACUAUGCUAAUGUAGAAUUCCGGAAAUUUCGGUUGGUACGUCAAAUGGAACUGGGACCAUUUCAGUUUGGUCCGAUCAGAAUAUUCGGGACCAGCUUUGAAGGUGGUCCACUUUGACCGGUCCGGUUAUCUCGGUAGGUCUGACCGAAAUGUCCGUUUCCAUUUGACAAAAAUUGUUGUCCCCAGUUCUGCUCUUUUGUAUCCUGCUUACACAAACGCGCGGUGGCUUGUGUCGGGCUUAUGCAACCAGAAGGUACCGGUCCAUCGGCACGUGGAAUUUCCGAAAUUUUUAACCGGAAUUUGUUAAAUUGAAACCGCCCACUAUUUUGAAAAAAAAAAGGAGCAGUCUGCCAGAUAAAAAAAAGACGAUAUGAAUCAAUCUUUCUUUUAUUUUAUACAGUGCCAUGCAGCAAGAAAUAAAAUCUCAACAUGAGCUGAUUGCUGAAAAAGAAGCUAAAAUCGCAGCUCUUGAGGACGAAAUGAGAAAGUUAACCGACCUUUUUACAGACACACAACAAGAACUUGAAGAAAGAUGCGUGGAGUUGGUUGAAAAAGAAACUCAGCUAAACAAGACAAGUCUUAAACUGCAGCAAACUAAAUGUACGCUUAAAACAACUGUCGCUAAAAGAGAUGAGAAUCAGUUCCUUGUGGAUGAGCACAGCAGAAACGAACAGAAAUUGCAUUCGCAAGCUGAAAACCUUCUCUCUGUUGUCAAAGACACGGUGUCUCAUGUGGAUGGACUUCACUCAAAACUUUAUCGCAAGCACAGUGUUGAGGCUCACAACUCAAAUGCUCGUAAAUCAUUCGAAACUGAUUGCAAAGGAAUGGUUAAAGCAGUCAUGAAGAAUCUGAACCAUUUCCAAGGAGAAAAUGUCGUCUUCUUUGAUGCAAUGAAGAAAACAUUAGGUAAGAUGACAUACUAAAACCGUGAAGAAUUAAUGUCGUUCUCUCAAAGCUGUCAAAAAAAUUCGGUGGCUCGUACCGCAUGGAACUCACCAUGGUUCGUAAAUCUUUUAAAGGUCUUGAAUUUUACUAGUGGUCUUAAAACGUCCUUAAAUUCGGUUUAGGUCCUUGAAAAGUACUUGAUAUUUCUUUAUUAGGUCCUGAAAAGUCCUCCGGAAAUUCACAACCUAGUCUACGCUGUAAAAUUAGAUUAUUUUGCCGAGGAAAAUUUGGCUCAUCCUUGGUGUCACAACCUGUAAAACUCAGGGGUAACGUAAAAACAUAUUUGUUCAUGAACAGUAUUUUAUUUCUGUUUCUUUAUUUCAAAUGCUAUUUCUGUACCUUUGAUGCAAUUGCAAGUCAUACCCAGUCGUUGUGGAAAGUAGUAUGAAAUACUGAUGUGAUCAACGACGGCUGAAGAAGUACAAAUCGUAAAUGACUCCAUGACCUGUUUUAGCCAAUAGGGUGAUCAAAGGGGGUUAAAGAAUGGCGAUUCAUUAUUCCUUGAAAAAUCCUUGAAAAGUCCUUGAAAUUUGUUUGUCUGAAGUUGUACGAACCAUGCUCACUAAAAAAUGGCAAAAGGUUAUGGAUAGGAAUCCGGUCCGAUCCUGGUUUUGUCAACGGUUUUUCGCAUGGUAUUCGGAGACCAUUUUGUCCAUAAAAACUUGAGAGAAUUUUACCCUGUAAAAUGUAACUGAGUGGCCCGAAAAUUUGUGGACAAAUUCAAAUGUUGAUUUAAGAUGUUUCCUUUUUGUUGUUGUUCUGGUUAUUUUAUUGAACAGGGAACCUUGUUUCAAAGAAAAAAGAAGAAUCCCAGAAACUUGAGCAACAAGUUCAAAUGUUCACGGAUAGCGUGGCUUCUCAAAUGCAAGAAAUCUCUUUCAGAGAUCAGGUAGUUUUUACUGAUUAUUUAAUUAAGGUUCAGGCUCUACGUUUAAAACACAGUUUUGAUUUACAAUAGUUUUCCUAUCCUGUUUAGUAAAUAUAUUUAUUUGCCUUUUUCUUAUUGCUAACAGUGAUGUUUACGUGAUGGUAGGGGAUAGUCGCAGGUGUUUAAUUCAUUUUGUUCUUUCAUUUUUAGGAGCAAGUUGAUGCUAACGCCAAAUUGUACAGCACCAGUUCCAGUACAAAUCAAGAUAAAAAGGUAUCAUUACCGUUUGUGCAGGUUUUUCUGCAGACUGCAGUAAACUACCCGUUGAAUACUAAUAUCAUGAAGUUCCCAGGGACUCGUAAAAUAUCCUCGUUAUGACGGGUAUAUCUUUUAUCCGGCUGUUUUUAAUAGAGCGAAGAGUGCGGUGCAUGCAUUUGAUGCUAUCCUUGCGACCACUCUCGCAUGCGACCAGCUUUACUUACUAACAGCAUUGUGGAACCCUGUUUGACCUGUGACUUAGGCUGUGUAAAGAAGAGACCAGAAAAGGGCGCGGCUGGCUUUAAAAGGCGUUAUUCGGCUAAAAGCUCUCGUAUAGACGACUACGCUCAAUAAAGUUUAUCUUUUGGUCUCUUACUAGAGCUUUGAUUCUAUAAUUAAUGAUUCCUGGGUCAUUGUUAUAAUUUAUUGGUUCACGACUGAAGUUCUAAAACUAAGACAUAAAAUUCUAAUGGUUUUGAUGUUUUUUUUCCCAGGAGAACAUUUCUUCAAGGUUAAAUACACUAAGGAAUGAGGAGUUUCUCCCAAAAAUGAGAGCUCUUGAAAAUUCCGUGCAGUCAAUGGCGAAUUUUCAGGAGCAGCUUAUGGUCUUCUUUACUGAUAAGGUGAAUGCCUAAUUUUGUGCUGAACAUGUUUACAUGUAAAAAGGCUGAAUUUUGUCCUUUUGACCGGAUCUAUUAUUACAUAAGUUUUUGCUUCUCUUUUAAUUUGAUUUUACGAUUUUAUAAAAUGCACAUUUCGCGCUUCUUUCGGAAAUUUCACUACAGCUGUACAAGCUACUUGAAAGCUUAAAAUUUCUCGUUUUUGAAAAAUCGCGUAAGAAUUUAAAACGAAAGGUAUUUUAAAGCUUCAUUCUAUUUUGCUCGUCGGAUAAGCGUUCAAAAUUUAUUUUGCUUUCUGAAAGUUCAUAACGCUUUGUGAUUUUUUAGAUGAAUCAGUUUUCUUCAAUGGUGAAAACCUUUGUGGAGGGUCAAGGAUCAAUGAUCGACAGUUUAGAAGAAAUGAUUGACAGGCAGUCUCAGGAACAAGUAAGUCAAAUUUUGCUUGAAUCCCUUUGGCGGAACCUUCUUUAUGUACGUUGUACAAUGUACCUUGAAACACAAUGGGUGUUUUGAGAACAAAAAAGAUUCGAAAAUCGUGACAGUAAACAUUAAGCGACAUCUAUGUUAUCCAUUCACCAGCACUAUUGUAAGUAUUUUAGGUAGUUAAAAAGGUCUCGCAUUUUUAGAGGAUUCAGCAAAAGGUUUGCCAGAAAUAUCAGUGAAAAAUACCGUCUAAAGCUGUCAAAGUAUACCGACAGUGAGGGUGAUUUAUGACAUAUAGCAAAUUCUCCUGAAUGGGACCGGCCGGACGCGCCCGGCGAAGCGGAGCCUAGUGACGAUUCGGCGCGCUUCAGGCAAGGAAAAGAGCCUUCGCUUGUCUGUGGACGAAUUAAUUUUUGUUGGCUUAAAGUUAACUUUCUGUGAGACAGAUAUAUUUGUAAAGGCUAAUUACAAAUUCCUGAGACUGUACAUUCAACUUCCGUCACGUUUGGCAUGUCAAUGACAUCGCUUUUGUGAUCGACACUCACUACUGUACACUCACUACCGGUUAAAAUUGGACAGCUCGAACUUAAUGCUCUCAGAAUAAAAUUAAUCCUUCAUGCAUUAUUGAGGUGUCUCUUUUUUUAAGGCCCAAGCUUAUGGAGACAUUGUCACUCACACAGAUUCUGUUAUGACCAACCAGAAAGUCUUAAUAAAGGUAAUUUAUGUGAAGUACUCUUCCUUUGUGAUUGCUAAUUGUAGCUUGCAUAGAAAUGCAUAGUGUAGUUUCACAAGACUCGCACAAUGGAAGUGAGCCUGCUCGCGGGCUAUCCUCGAUAAGUCAUCGUUUAUGAGCGGAUUUUGCUUUCUGUUUUCAAAGGAACUACAGCAGACGUUUUUCAAAGAAGUGAUGUCAUUAUUUCAGGACCUGGUGGAUCAACAGACUGAUAAACUAACAACUGAUACUGGGAAGGUGAAUGGCAGAAAAGCCGAACCCAAGUUGUACUAUUUGUGUCAAUAUUCUUUUGAUUCAAGCUGAAUCUUGAUAUACUUUACGAGUAGAACACUUCAAAAUUCUAAAAAGUCCGAGCGUUAAAAACAGAAACUAUCUGCAGAAAAUUGCCGCAGUCAAGCAAAUCAUCGUCAUUGUAAUUCCAUGCAAAUUUUUCUCCCUUUUCAUUAGCACGCUUUUCUCCUUCUUUCGUCGCUUUGCGUGAAAAUGGCAAAGUGGCAGAUAAUGAUUGAAAAAAAAUAAACAAAGAAACAUACUCGGCGACCGAAUUAAACUCGGUCUUCGCAAAAUAUCGUGAUUUGUUAGUGACUGGCAGAUCACGAUACUUUGCUCGACCUCGUGCAAUAAUUGUUAAUCAUGCCUCGACCCACAUUUAGAUUCAAGCCUGUCUUCUGCAUGAGUAUUCUUUUACCAUUUAUGAACUACUUACCAAUUUAUGAACGCUGCAGUCGCCUCAGAAACAGCAGAAACCUUGUGAACUUUUCAUAUUCUUCUUAUCAUGCUAUGACGGUGUAGAAACCAUCCAAAAUGGCACACAAAAAUCAGAUUCAGUUUAAGAAGAUACUUAUUUUUACGGUUGCGUGUUUCAUUUUGAGCGGUUUUUAACAUGAUUUUGUUUUUAUGUUUACUGGUCGGAGUGGGAUGUUUUUUCAUCUCCCGUAGAGAGAUGUUUCCAAAGUUAUUUUUAUAUAUAUAUUUUUUAUGAACACUCAAUUUUUUAUUUCAUUUAAAGGUGAAAGAAGUCACGACAGAAGCUCUUAAGAAUGCGGAAUCAACACGCACAAAUCUAAGAAGGUGAGAAGAAAGUUCAGAUUUAAACGUUUAUGGUUUACAAACUGGCAGAGUCUCCUUUCAAUCUAACUUGGAAUCUUGUUUUUAUUUUAGUUACUGUGACUCUUUGAAGAAUUGCGCCUCCCAGUUCUCUGAAAACUGCGUUCAAACUGUUAACGACAACAACAGUGAGGCACAAUCUAAAUUCCAACAGGUACGAAACAUUUAUGCAGUUAAUAAAGACAAUACGUUACAGAUACUUGCGUUGGAGAAGGGUUGCUGGGUAGAUUGCAAAAAAUUCCGUAUUUUGGUUAGUCAUUGAAGUACGCGCGAAUAGUAAAACGAGAGGAGAGAGAGAUGCUCGUACUCUUCGCGGGUCUGACACUCUCACGCCGCAUCGGCACUUCGUGCGUUUUAAAAAACGAUUUUGAAACAAAAAACCGACUGUUUUGUUGUCUAUGGUUGAGACAAGGAAUUACUCUCUAAGAUGUUAGUCGUUAAGAAGAAUAAGCAUGCUUUUACAUACCAAAAUUCUGAAAACUUGAUGAGUUGUAUUUACCCUAAAUGUUUGAUGGCCAUUAAGAAAGCCUUAUUUUUGGUUUCAGUUGUUAGGAGCUAUGAUAUAGUAGCACUAUACAUGUCCGCUGAACAAAUGUUAUCGCUAGAAUAGCGAUUUAUCAUGUGAAUAACGUCAUCCAACCUGUUGACAAUGUAGUUCCAUAAUUUAAGCAGAUUAACCUGAUGUUGCAACUGUUUAAGCCAAAUGGCCUCGCCUAAACAUUUAUUUAACUAAGAGUAUUGACGAGGUUUUCCUCUUUAGGGCGUGGAGCAGUUGCAGGCGACCGCAAAUCUUCAUAAAGAAGUCGAGGUGGAUGUUGUUAAUGUUUCUCACAAAGUUGACGAGGUAUGUGAGAACUCAGUCCGGCAAUGCUCCAAUAACUGUUGCUUUUUUUGGUUCACGUGUAUCAGAUAGCCGCGUACGGGUUGAUGUUAAGAUUUUUCGUUAAGAUUGAUUCUCUUAGUUUGCGAUCUUUUUUGUCUUUGUAGCUGGCUGGUCAGUGGAAAAACAUGUUGAAUGAAUCCUUUACCCAGCACAUGGACGCCAUCAAGUCUUGUUCGACGAAGCAGCAGUGCUCUAUCAAGGUUUAUUUACGUGAUAUUCUUCACCCUUACGUUUUCCUGGAUUUUCUUGCUUCUGUUUUUACUUCUCUUCUUCGUUUUUCAACAUUUCACGUCGUUGCUCAAAUGAGACUCUUUAUGUUGAAUCAAAUCACAAAUUGGGGUGGGCAAACACGAACUUUAAUAGGCGCGAGUCUUUACUUACUUGUUUUCUGAAUUUACUAUAAAUGGGAAAAUCGGCAAAUGUGACAACUGAUAACCGUGUCGAUACGAGGAAAAAUGUUUGUAAAAUGUUUUUUCAUUCGCUGGCUUACACACCGCGGCCACAGAGGCAACCUUUCAAACUGGCUACAUAGAAACUGGCACCACUUACUCUGCGGCUUUUGCUCUACUUACGAUUUAGUCACUGAAAUGUAUCCGUCGCCAAUUAAAAGAAAAUUGUUGUUUAGGUAUGCAGAGAAGAAGUACAACAACACUUGAAUGACGUGCAGCAAGUACUUAAUUGCCAUGGUAACACUCUAGAUGAAAUGGCGGCAACUCAAGAGUUACAACUAACCAACCAAUCAGAAGCUGUCAGCGCAUGGGCAUGUGACCAGAGCAAACGUAUGGAGCAAGUUGAUACCAGAGUCAGCAAGUUUUUGGUGGAUGAACUUAAAGACGACCUUCCUACGGGUUUGUUUUAGUUUUAUUAGUCUUGUGAAGAAUCAAGGAAAAUGACUGAAAAAAGACAGGGACCAAAGGCAGGUUAGCCUGCGAUUAUGCUCCAGGGGGGAGGGGAGGGGGGCUUGCUUCUUGUUGUUGUUGUUUGUUUGUUUUGUUUUUUUCGGUUUUCGUCCUGUCCAAUAAUAUUGUACUUCUAGAAUCGAGGAAGUGAACAGUGUUCUAUGAGGGACAUAGCCACAUUGUGCACAUCCCUUAUGUUCAUUCCUUUGUCUCUUAGCCUUAAGUUAACGACUGACGUGUUUUUACUCCAGGCUCCACGCCUCAGAGGCGCCCAUUCAACUUCCCCACGAAGCUUGUAAGAACUGAACCUCACGACCAGCUAAGGCAAAGAUUCUCAGCCAGUUAUGAGAUGCCAUUUUCACCGGAGCCUGUACCUAUCAAGGUAUGCGUAUCUUUUAAUUUUCUGAUGUAAAAGAUAACGGCUCCGUAAAAUCCUUCCCCGUCCAUACAUUUUAGCUAGUCAUUUUGAGCAAUUUUCUAAGUUAUCCGUUUUGUGUCACCGAGCAAAAGUGCUACCGUGGUCACUGGUUUCUUAUCUCCUGAGAGACACACCGCGGAAGCUAAUUUGACAGAUGGCAGGGAUAAAGAAUAUAAACCCACAAAAGGCGUUGCUUGUGAAUGUUUAAAUUGACAAGAUGCAUUUACCUUUUGUAAGGCAAAAAACAGGUUGGUAAGAAAAGAGUCUUACCAUUCAUUUUAAACCUAAAAUAUUGUGUUUGUCAAGAAAAGCGUGUCUAAAUAGGUCUUUAUAAAAACUACAAUAAUAUACUUCGUUGUCCCUCCAAAAUUUUGCAUAAGCAUUGUUUUUAAUGUCUCUGGGAACUUACAAUCACCCCACAGGAGGGAAAACAAAAGGAAUUAUAGUUUUUUUUUUUGGAAAAAAGGCCUAUGGACAUUCCACAGGCAUCAAAUAAAACAUCAAAUGAGACAACAAGUGUUUUCCAUUUGAAAGGCCAAAUACUGGUCAGAAAAAAAAAGAUCCUCACCAUUCAUUUUAACUUAAAAUAUUGUGACUGCCUCGAAAAACGCGUCCUGAUGGACCUGCUACAGGCAUCGAAUGAGCGAAGUUAAACUUUGCGAGGGCGAAAUGUCAGGACAUCAGCACUAAUUUAUCACUUUUCUCUGCAGAGUGUUUCAAGUGAAGAAGGAGUUCCAGUGUUUGAUUUGAGCCGCGGUAGCACUCGUAGCACGGUUAGUUCCGAUAAUGGCGUGUACCCACUACAUGCAAGUGAGAGCGAUGCUCUUCUUCCUGAUUAUGACAGUCUUGAGGAAGGAGAAUCUGCGGCAGAUGAACCGGUGUUUGUUGAACCUCGGGUAAGAAUAGCUCUGCUUCAUCUGUUUACUUGAAUAUCAGAAGAUUUUUUUUGUCAUUACUCUAGUGGUUCAUUGCCGUGCUUUGUGAUUUUCCAUAUACACACCAUUUUAUGCGCCAUUAUUUUAUGCUUCCCCUUGCUCUCCUUUUCCCGUGCUUCGCUUGACACCAGUUAUCUAUAAUUCGAGUUGUGACUGGUUUAUUUUGAAUGUCCGCGUUUCAUUUAAGGUCACAGUUAACUAGUUUGGUUUUUGUAUUGAAAAGAACAGUGCUAAAGACGGCCGUUUUCAUUAUCAUGAACACUAUACGUGACAGUUCGAAGCAAAAGUUCAACCCAUGAAUGAGUUAAAAAGGCCUGCUAAACAAAAAAUUGAAGGGGAGAAUUCGCUCACUUCUUGUUUUUAUUUUUUGGCCAGCCUGUUACAGCUGCAGCCCGCGGUAAAGGAGUGUCAGCUAACACACCCAAAGAUAAAGAGAAUAGAGAGAGACCGCUGACUAAAGCUUCCAGUAUUCCCAACCUUACAGUCAGCAGCAAGAUUCCGUUAGUAAAUAGAUCCCAAACGCCAGUGGAACGUGUAAAGCGUCCUUUGAAAGCAAUGAACACAUAGUAAAUGAACUGGAACAUCGUGCUUGUGCUUAGCAAACCUAGAUGUAUAUAUAACAGUAACGAAAAUUGUUGAUAUGUGUCCAUAUUCAUCGGAUUCGUCGAGCUUUUUAUUUCGUGGGGUGAUCGUUGAUCAAAGCUGUGUUCAUUUACUUUACAAGACUUGAUGAUAUUUAAAUAAGGUCUUUAAUUAACGUUAUGGCUGCUUUUUUACCGGUGGAACAUACGCGGGUAUGAAAGCAAAAUGUAAAACUAUUUACGCGACUGUGGAAGUUGGAUGCCCUAGUCUGUUAACAAAUGAUUGUGAAGUACUGAAGUGAGGAAGGACCGCAGAAUCUGUUAUUGUUUUCUGUUAGUUUGAUAAGGUAACAUCUUGUACCUAGAACAAUUUUGCGAUCAUCUAUUGUGACAAAAAUAACUUGCUAUGUCGUGAUUUACAAAUGUUGGAACCACGUUCAAUUACACACUAUGUGCGGAGAGUACUGCAAUAUGCAAAGUAAUCCUGGUUCAUGUGAAUAGGGGGUUAUGCAAAGGUCGCUAGUUAUACAAAAAACAUGUUGCCAGGUCUUUCUUUUUUGAAAGCCUUAUGAGGAGGUUAAAGACGAAUUUGUCGUAAAAAAAGGUGAACCAUUGGCGGUAAGAGAAGUUAAGUCUAUGAAUAGGAGGUACUAUACAUUUUUAACGCUAGCAGAAGUUACGAUCUGAAUUUUUUUUUACUGCCGACCUUGCUAAUUGUCACAGUGGAUAGUUGUAGCUUUCCUAGUAAAAUGCCGCCUUUUUGCCCUUGGAAGAUCUCGCUUGUGGACCAAAAUAGUUGCCUUGUCAGCAGGAAUUUCUCCUGUCGGUAAAGCGCGAGAAAAUAGGCAGCGAACAGCAACAAUUGGUUGAGAGCGAGAGAGGGAAGGAUUGAAAUUUUCACUAGCGCAAUUCGCUGCAGACCCCUCAGAUCAAUUAGUUUGCUAGCUAUAAUCACUAGCCUGCGAGUACAGCUGUAUAUACAAUCACGUGCGAUUUUUUUUUAUAGUUAAGUGAUAACUUGUACAUAACCAAC